Molecule: messenger RNA, 3126 nt
Organism: Thermothelomyces thermophilus ATCC 42464
Lineage: Eukaryota; Fungi; Ascomycota; Sordariomycetes; Sordariales; Chaetomiaceae
Exons: 1
Coding region: 319-2937 (872 amino acids)
Biological process (GO): pyruvate metabolic process; phosphorylation
Molecular function (GO): ATP binding; pyruvate, water dikinase activity
Source: RefSeq, a predicted model, not a curated record
GCUGACGGUUUUCGGAUCCUGCUCCCCCUCGCCGAGUGAGAGAUGGCGAGCCUCCUUUUUUUCUUCUUCCCUGGCUCUGACGGAUAAACGAAGAUGUCUUGAUGAUGCUCUGACGUCGGUCUACCUUAUGAUGGUUGGUUUCAGGUGGUCGACACUUGUGGACCAUAUAAAAUCAUAUUAAUAUCUCUUGGAGCUUGCACCGCAAAACUUAUGUAUAUAGCUAAUAAUCAACUUGAAUCGUCAUAGUUGCAGAGAGCACAGAGCACAGAUUAAUACAGAAAAGGCAGCAAGAAAAACGAAGGGAAAAACCGAAGAAUCAUGGGUACCGAGGGAGAGCUGGUCCGAGACCUGGCGCAGCUGACGCGCCGGGACGUGGCGCUGGUGGGGGGAAAGAACUCGUCGCUGGGCGAGAUGAUCGGGGCGCUGACGGCCGAGGGGAUCGCCGUGCCGCCCGGGUUCGCGACGACGUCGCGGGCGUACUGGCUCUUCGUCGACGCCAACGGGAUCCGGGACCAGAUGGGCCGGCUCCUGGCCGCGUGGGAGCGCGGCGAGGCGAGCCUGGCCGAGACGGGCCGGGCGGUGCGCGCUCUCUUCCUCGGCGGGAGGUGGCCGGUCGAGGCCGAGGCGGCCGUCCGGGCUGCCUACCGGGACCUCUCGGCCAGGUCCGGGUCCGGGUCCGGGUCUGAACAAGGGCAAGGGGUGUCAGUGGCGGUGCGGUCGAGCGCGACGGCCGAGGACCUGCCGGACGCGAGCUUCGCCGGCCAGCUCGAGUCGUACCUGAACGUGACGGGGGAGGAGGCGGUGCUGAGGGCGUGCCGGCGGUGCUACGCCUCGCUCUUCACCGACCGGGCCAUCAGCUACCGGCGGGCGCGCGGGUUCGACCAGUCGGGCAUCGCGCUCUCGGUCGGGGUGCAGCGCAUGGUGCGGUCCGACGGGGCCGGCGCCGGCGUCAUGUUCUCGCUCGACACCGAGAGCGGCUUCGACAAGCUGGUCCUCAUCAACGCCGCCUGGGGGCUGGGCGAAAACGUCGUCCAGGGGACCGUCAACCCGGACGAGUACCAGGUCUUCAAGCCGCUCCUGGACGACCCGGGCCUCGUGCCCAUCAUCGACAAGAAGCGCGGCGACAAGGCGGUCAAGAUGAUCUGCCAUAGCGGCGGCGGCAGCAGUGAAGAAGAAGAGGAAGGGAAAGGAAGGGGAAGGGGAAGGGGAAGGAAAGAAGCAAAAGAAGAAGUCGAAGAAGAAGACGCAAGACGGACACGCAACGUGCCGACGUCCAAGGCGGAACGGGAUGCGCUGGUGCUGAGCGACGACGAGAUCCUGCAGCUGGCGCGCUGGGCCUGCACCAUCGAACGGCACUACGGAUGCCCGAUGGACAUGGAAUGGGCCAAGGACGGCCCCGGCGGCCCCCUGUUCGUGGUGCAGGCCCGGCCCGAGACGGUGCACUCGCGGGCGCGGGCCCGGGGGGAGGCGGCCGUGCUCCGGACCUACUCGGUGGGCAACAAGGGCGCGGUGCUGUGCCGGGGCCUCUCGAUCGGCGGGGCGGCGGUGGCCGGGCGGGUGUGUCUGAUCGAGCACGCCCGGGACAUGGACCGGUUCGAGGACGGGUCGGUGCUGGUGACGGGAGCCACGGACCCGGACUGGGUGCCCGUCAUGAAGCGGGCGGCCGCCAUCGUGACGGACCACGGCGGCCGCACGUCGCACGCGGCCAUCGUCAGCCGCGAGCUGGGCCUGCCCGCCGUCGUCGGCACGGGAAACGCCACCUACCUGCUGCACACGGGCCAGGACGUGACCGUCUCGUGCGCCGAGGGCGACGAGGGCUUCGUCUACGCCGGCCUGGCCGACAUCUCGGCCCGCACCGUCGACCUGGCCGCCCUGCCGCCCGCCCGCACCCGCGUCAUGCUCAACCUGGCCAACCCGGCCGCCGCCUACCGCUGGUGGCGCCUCCCCGCCGACGGCAUCGGGCUCGCCCGCAUGGAGUUCGUCAUCGCCAACGCCAUCCGCGUCCACCCCAUGGCCCUCGUCCGCUUCGACCGGCUCCGGGACGCGGCCGCCCGCGAGGAGAUCGCCCGUCUGACCGCCGGCUACGACGGCCAGAAGGGGGGGGAUGAUGAUCGCCCGGGAACCGGAACCGGAACCGGAACCGGAACCGGAACCGGGACCGGGACCGGGACCGGCGGCAAGACCAAGCCCGACUACUUUGUCGACCGGCUGGCUCACGGACUGGCCGCCCUCUGCGCCGUCGUGUGGCCCCGGCCGGCCGUCAUCCGCAUGAGCGACUUCAAGACCAACGAGUACGCCGGCCUGGUCGGCGGGGCCGAGUUCGAGCCGGCCGAGGAGAACCCGAUGCUGGGCUUCCGGGGCGCGUCGCGCUACUACUCGCCCCGGUACCGCGAAGGGUUCGCGCUCGAGUGCCGCGCCGUCAAGCGGCUGCGCGAGCGGAUCGGCUUCGCCAACGCCGCCGUCAUGAUCCCCUUCUGCCGCACCCCGGACGAAGCCGACCGGGUGCUGGCCGUCAUGGCCGAGAACGGGCUGGUCCGGGGCGAGAACGGGCUGCGGGUGUACGUGAUGUGCGAGAUCCCCUCCAACGUGAUCCUGGCGGCCGACUUCGCCGCCCGCUUCGACGCCUUCUCCGUCGGCUCCAACGACCUGACCCAGCUGACCCUCGGCGUCGACCGCGACUCGGCCGACCUCGCCGGCCUCUUCGACGAGCGCGACCCGGCCGUCCGCUGGAUGAUCGCCCGCGCCGUCGACGCCGCCCACCGCGCCGGCCGCCCCGUCGGCAUCUGCGGCCAGGCCCCGAGCGACCACCCGGCCUUUGCCCGCUUCCUCGUCGAGGCCGGCAUCGACUCCAUCUCCGUCAGCCCCGACAGCUUCCUCGCCGUCAAGCAGCACGUCGCCGCGAGCGAGGCCGCCCUGGCGCGUGACGUGAACAGAUAGCCAUUUUUUUCUUUUCUUUUUUCUUUGAUUAUUAUUAUUAUUUACGUCUGAAAUCAGGUAAUUAAUCACGGGGGUAUUUCAAUAAAGAUGGUGGCUUGUAUGUAUGCACCUACGAUACGAGAUUGUUUUUUAUUAUUAGGUGCAGAGGUACGGUAAUUAUUAUUAGUACACAGAAGGGCGUCAUCAAGU